UCCAGGCAGCGAUCCCGGCAGACCCCGCAGCCGCGCGAGCUCCGAGUCCAGACCCCAUAGCCAAUCCCCGGCCACACCCCGCCCGGCUUCAUCCCGCCGCCUUACUCGCUCCUGCCUGCGCCCUCCAGCCCCACACCCGCUCCUCCAUUCUCUUCCAGUCCGCGAUCCGGCAGACGCCCACAGCCAAUCGCGCCCUGAGUCCAGACGCCAGUCAAUCCCCGCCCAGGCUCCAGGCUCCGCCCACGCGCCCGAAUCCCGCCCCACCAGGCCCCCAACCCCAGGCGGGACUCGAGCCGGUGGAAGCCAGGUUGAGGUGCGAAGGAGUGGAAGAGACUUGAGAAGGGCUAGAGCAUUGGUCAAGAACAUUAUUGAAGUGCUGGAACUGUCAUCAAAUCUGGAAAAUAACGGAAGCAUGUUUUUGGCCCAGAGGAGACUCUGCUCCAUUAGCAGUAGAGCAAGAUUCCUGAAGACAAUUUAUUCUACAAAAAUCCUCAAAUUCUCUUCUUCUCCUAAAAUGUCUUCGAAAUUCAAAAAUGCAAAACGGAUUGAAGGACUUGAUAGUAAUGUGUGGAUUGAAUUUACCAAGUUGGCUGCAGACCCCUCUGUUGUGAAUCUUGGCCAAGGCCUUCCAGAUGUAUCCCCUCCUAUAUAUGUAAAGGAAAAAUUAUCAAAGAUCGCAGCAGUUGACGGCCUGAAUCAGUAUACCCGGGGCUUCGGUCAUCCAUCACUUGUGAAAGCUCUGUCCUGCCUAUACGAAAAGUUUUAUCAUCAUCAAAUCAAUCCAAAUAAAGAAAUCCUUGUGACAGUAGGAGCAUAUGGAUCUCUUUUUAAUGCUAUUCAAGGAUUAAUUGACGAGGGAGAUGAAGUCAUAAUAAUAGUCCCUUUCUAUGACUGCUAUGAGCCCAUGUUGAGAAUGGUUAGAGCAACACCUGUUUACAUUCCCCUAAGAUCUAAACCUGUUGAUGGAAGAAAAUGGUCUAGUUCUGACUGGACAUUAGAUCCUCAAGAACUGGCAAGUAAAUUUAAUUCCAGAACUAAAGCUAUUAUACUAAAUACUCCACAUAACCCUAUGGGGAAGGUGUAUACCAAAGAGGAACUCCAAGUAAUUGCUGACCUUUGCAUCAAAUAUGACACACUCUGCAUCAGUGAUGAGGUUUAUGAAUGGCUUGUAUAUCCCGGAAAAAAGCAUUUAAAAAUAGCCACUUUUCCAGGUAUGUGGGAGAGAACAGUAACAAUAGGAAGUGGUGGGAAGACUUACAGUGUAACUGGCUGGAAGCUUGGCUGGUCUAUUGGUCCUAAUCAUUUGAUAAAACAUUUACAGACAGUUCAACAAAAUUCCGUUUAUACCUGUGCAACUCCUUUACAAGAAGCCUUGGCUCAAGCUUUUUGGAUUGACAUCAAGCGUAUGGAUGACCCACAGUGUUACUUUAAUUCUCUGCCAAGAGAGUUAGAAGUAAAAAGAGAUCGGAUGGUACACUUACUUGAAAGUGUUGGCCUAAAACCCAUAGUUCCUGAUGGGGGAUACUUCAUCAUCGCUGAUGUGUCUUCGCUAGAUCCCAGAAAGAAGAGGGAAGCACACCUGGCAGGGCCAACAGGACAUCGGGAACCAUCCUGGAUACACACACUCAACCAGCAGAGGAGAACAAGAGAGAGAGAGAAUGCAGACCUCUCUGACAUGGAAAGCAAUGAGCCUUAUGACUUUAAAUUUGUGAGAUGGAUGACCAAAAAUAAGAAACUAUCAGCCAUCCCUGUUUCAGCAUUCUGUAAUUCAGAGACUAAAUUACAGUUUGAGAAGUUUGUGCGAUUUUGCUUCAUAAAAAAAGACAGCACACUGGAUGCUGCUGAAGAAAUCAUCAAGGCAUGGAAUAAGCAGAAGUCUUGAUACGUACAGACUGUAUAAUGUUUCUGUUACAUGACCUAGUAUGGAAUUGUUACCUAGUGCUGCCACCUGCUGGAUGUUGAAAAACAAAUAUUUCCAUAAAAUUGGAAUUUAAAUAUUUGCAUUAUUUUUCCAAAGAAGUUAACCCUACUUAACAAUAUUCAGGAGAUCUGAUUUUUUUUUCAGUUGAAAUGUAUUAAAACACCUUCCACUAUCAUUUUAUGAGUCAGCAUAGUAUAGUGGAUAAGUAUUGUGAGAUGCUUAAUUUCUCUGUGCUUCGAUUUCCUUAUUAUAAAAGGGGAAUAAAAAUAGCACCUAUUUCAUAGGAUUAAAUGGACUAAUGUAUGUAAAGCUUGGCAAAAAAUAAGCACCCGCCUGAUGUUAGCCAGUUUCACCUCUAGCCAUGUGUAAAAGCUCCUAAUCAGUUACACCCCUCUACCCCAUAUCUUUGCUUUGUCUACCUUCCCGUAGUUCUCUCCCCAUCAUUUACCAAUGGCCUGGAACUUUGUUCAUUUUUUGCCUCUAUCCCAAGAACUGCCAUCAUUGGAGUGGCUUCAGGUCCACGUGGAUAACCUAGGCUUUCUUGUACCUUGCCCCUUCAUCUCUGGUCAUGUUCUCCUCCACUCCACUCCAGCCACCACUCUCUUGAGCACACCCUGAGGAGGCUUUCAUUUUUCAAUUUUUUCACCUUUGAGAUAAUAAAUUCAUCGUCUCACACUAUAACCACCUAUCCUUCCAGCUCAUGCUGUUUCUCUCUGCUUGUUUCUCUCUAUCUCUCUCUCUCUCUCUGUCUACACCCUGCCUCCCUUCCUCCUUCCCUCUCAACUGCUUGCAAAAUAUCCCUUCUUUAAACUUGUUAUAAUUUCAAACCCACUAUUUCUCAAAAAACUGUCCAUGGCCUUCUUACAUCAGAAUUUGCUAGGAUCCUUGUUGAAAGUAGAGAUUCUGGUCUUUACCUCAAACCUACUGAAUAAUAAUUUCAGGAUCCAGCCCUUCCCAGGUGAUUCUUACACACAUUAAAUGUUGAUCAUUUCUAUAGUCCAUAGAACUCUCAAUUUUAUUCCUGUCAGUCCCCUUAUAUCUUCACUCCCUUCCUCAUGUAGCUUAGAUUCUAUUGUCUAUCACUUCAGCCAAGAUACUUUUGCUGCCUUGAAUUACUUGUCCCAUGGUUCUAUCUCACCUACCUGGUCAAAAAAAGAACUCAAUUCUGGGGUUGAAGCUCCAUGCCUUGCACCUGGGCUGCUGAGCAUUGCUGAAGCAGAUUGCAUGAUUGGGCAGGUUCUAACAACUGAGAACUCACAUCAUUGACCUGAACUAGACAUAAUACUUCUAUGCUCCUAUAAUGAGCUUUCUCUGCUUUUUACACAGCAGCAAUGUCUAACAUUCUCCUAUUAUCCAUAAUAGAAAUAUCCAACUUCCAUUCUUCUCACACCUCAAAGCACAAUUUAAUCACAGCAAAUGACUUCAUCUCCCGCUUCUGUGAAAAACAAAACAAAAUGAAAAAACAGAAGCUACCAGACUGGCACUUCCAACUGGGAUCCUACCAAUAAGCCUCUGACUUAUCUACAUCAGCCCCCACAUCCUGUCUUCAUUCUCUCCACUUGUAAAAGUCAUUCCUUGACCUGUCCAGGAUGGACAGGUUGGGUAUGGCAGCCAAGUGGGGUGGGCUGUUGGUUAAAAAUGACCAGACCCAGCCUUACAGAAGGAGGCUCAGGACACCAAGAGCCAAUUAUUACUUAGCAAUACAAAUCCCAUGGAAAACUUUUAGCCUGUUGACCCUUGCUGGGAACUUAAUAAAAUUUAAACAAGCAUUUAAACCUGCUCUUUGCAGCCCUGGACAUGUCCAAUACUAACCUCACCAUCUGUGUUUUGGAUCUCAUUUAUUCUCAUACUCUCAGAGCAUUGGUUCAAUCCAUUCUCUUACAUCUACAGCCUCUACUCGCUCCCUUCCUCAGAAGUGAGACAUGUUCAGUUCUCUCCCAGCUUAGAAAACCCUUUCCCUGAUUCUACUAUGCUGUUAUCUCUUUCUUCCUCUUCAGGGAAAAAUGUCUUCCUUUUUUCUAUCUUUCCUUUCUCCUCCCCUCCUUUCUCCUUCCCUUCCUUUUGUCCCUUUCUUUCCUCCCUUCCUUCCUCCUUUCCUUCUUUCCUUCCUUCCUUCCAUCCAUCCAUCAAGUAUUCAUUGAACUCUACUAUGUGCCAGGCACUCUUCUAGGCAUUUAGUAUAUAGCAGUGAAGAAAUGAACAAAGAUCCCUGCCUCCAGGGCUUUGCAUCUAGCUAGGGGAGGGAAACUAAGUCAUAUACAAUGAAAUAUAUUGUAUGUAAACUUUUACAUGAUAAUUGUGUGAAGAAAAGUAGAGCAAGAUAGAGAAGAAUGAAACUGUCAGGGAAGCAAAUGGAAUUUUAGGUAGCAUGCUCAGAUAAGUCUCAAGGAGGAGACAUGGAAGCUGAUUUAAAGGAGGAUAGGGAGAGAGCCUAUGGACAUACUGGGGACAACAUUUCAGGCAGAAGAAAUAGCCAGUGCAAUGGCUCUAAGACAGGAGAGUGCCUGGCAAGUUGAUGAGUUCUAAAAGUUGGGUACUACUGGAUGGAAUAACCAAGGGGAGAAGUAGGUACUAGAUCAGGUAUUAGAUCAGAGAAGUAACAACUCAAGGAUUGUUACAAGGAUGAUGGUUUAAUCCAGAGAAUCAGAGAGCCAUUCCAUUUUUUUUUUUUUUUAAAAGAUGACCGGUAAGGGGAUCUUAACCCUUGACUUGGUGUUGUGAGCACCACACUCAGCCAGUGAGCGAACCGGCCAUCCGUAUAUGGGAUCCGAACCUGGGGCCUUGGUGUUCUCAGCACCACACUCUCCCGAGUGAGCCACGGGCCGGCCCCCAUUCCAUUUUUUAAUACGUAAAAUGUUUAUUGAACAUUGUUUGUAAUUAUUCCAAACUGGAAACAACGAAAAUGUCCAUCAACAGUCUAAUAUUUGGAGGAUAUAUUAGUACAGUGGGAUACAUACAGCAAUGAAAAUUAACAAACUACAGCUACACACAAUAACAUGAAUGAAUUUCACCAACUCUGUUUUCAUAGGGCUUCCUCACAGUGUCUUCAAAGAAUCAGCUGAAGUUCUCAGUUGACACAGUGUUCUAUAGCACUAGAAUCCUUGUGGUCACUGGCACUGUGAUCAUUGAAGCCUAAUGUCAGCCCCCAAGUCCAUGGUUCCAGAAUUUCUGUGUACCUACUAGAGUGAGGGUUUCCAUGGUUUGGUCCUACAAGCCUAAGACUGGCUCAUAGAGAACUCUACAUCUGGGUGAUUGAAAGGACAGAGGUCAUCAUCCCUUCCAUUGAGCUGAGCUGAGGUGAGGAAAACAGACUUGGGGAGGAAGAGGAAAUGGAUUUUUAAAUAUGGGGUCUGUAGGCAAAUAGUACAGUAUUGGAUCAGGAAAAUUUUUAAAGUUUGACCUAAUAUCUCUUGGACAUUAGAGGCAAAGGCCGCAUCUGAAUCUUCCAGAUGCCUAACUAGAUAUCAAGCCUAACUGGUAGAGAGUAUAACUGCUAAAGUGGGAAACCCAAAGGGGCUGGACACAGGGGUCUGCAGAGACCUGAGGCUCACAGAACAACACGAUCAUCAUAGGGUCUGGCUGAUAAACCCAGCUCACACCUAGCACCUAGCCUGUUACUGGUUCCCCUGGUGAUCACUUUUCUUGCUGCUACUGCCCAAAGUAUUUGGCCCUGCAAUUUUUAAAUAACAUCUGCAUUUGCACUCAUCCAGGUUGAAGUUUCCAGCCUCUUCCUCCCUCCUUGAACGCUGGGUACUUUUAUCUUCUGAAAUAGUGACCCAGACCUGAGUUUUCUACUAACCUGCUGUGGAGAGUACAUUUUUUACAUUCUCAUUCUUGAGGGGACCCCAAGUUCUUGAGGCUUUUGCAUCUUUUAAAAGUCUGUACUGAGUAUAGAUUGUAGGGGGAGCAAAGAUUGAGGUAUGGAGACCUAUCACAAUAAUUCUGGUAAGCAAUCACAAUGGUAGCAGUGGAAGGGUAAUGCUCAGAUUCUGGAUAUUCAUUGAAGGUAGAAACAGAGUUUCUAAGGGGCAUGAGAGAAAGUGAGGAAUGAAGAGUGAGUCCAAUUUUUGGCCUGAAGCGACUGAAAUGGAUGCCACCACUGAGGUCAAGAAGGCUCCAGGAGGCGCAGGCUUGGGGGAAGAGCGGGAGCUCAGUUUGGCACACAUAGGUGAGAUGCCCAUCCGACUUUCAGGUAUACAUGUUGCGUGGGCAGCUGGAUAGUCAAGUGCAGUGUUUAGGAAAGAGAUUCCAGCUGGACAUAAUGAAUUUGAGAGUCUCUGGUAUAUUGAUGUUAUUUAAAGACAUGAGACCAGACUAAAUCACCAGAUACAUGAGUAUAGACAGCGACAAGAGAACUGGUAACUUCGCUCUGGGCUUUUUGAGAAAUUUUACCGCAAACUGGAGUAACUCUUGAAAGAAUUUUUCUCAUUUGAUGAUUCCACUUUCACACACACACACACCCUUCACUUACCCUCAACUAUCUGAGGUCUGGCUUCCACACCCAAUAUUGUUCUAAAUUCUCUAAUGACCUCCAUAUUCCUAGAUUUAAAGGAAACUUCUCAGUGUCAUCUGACUUUACUUCUUUGGAUUUACCACUGCGGACCUCUCUGGCCUUCUUAAACCCUACCUUUCUUGUUCCUGUGAUGCUGCCCUCUCGUGAAAUGCCUCCCACCUCUCUGGCUGCUCUUCUCAGUCUUCUUCUCUUGUUCCUUAAUUAUUGGUAUUUUGGUACUAGACUACGUUCUCUUCUUUCUCACUAAAUGGCUCCAUUCUCUAUGUGCUAAUGGCUCCCAAAUCUAUCUCCAGCCUAGUCCUUUCAGUUGAAUUUCAGACCCACAAUCCCACACCUCAUUUGUCAUCUCCACACGGACGUUUCAUAGUCAGACCCAACCCAGUCUUGUCUCUUUACCUCAGUAAAUGAUGACACCAUCCAGUAGCUCAAGCCGUAAAACCUAGAAAUCACUCUUAUCUUUUUCCCCACAUCCAAGGAAAUCCUCUAUGUAUUAUCCUAAAUAUUCCUUAAAUCCAUCUCUUCUCUCUUCUCCAUUUGCUGCCACUCUGAUGCAGGCCAAUAUUAUCUUUGAACCAGAUUAUUAUUCAACUUCCUGACGGUUCUCCUUGACUCGCUCCUUGUAAUCCAUUAUCCCUGUAGACCCAAUGAGUUUUCUAAAAUGCAAAUGUGAUCAUGUUACAUAUAUUAGUUAAAAAUAUUCAUGUUGUCUAACUCAUAAGGGUUUAAACAAAAUAAAAACAAGUUUUCUGUCUCAGCAUUUCAGUUACAGCUUGAUCCAGGACUCAAAUUAUACUGUCACCAAGCUCCACGGGCUUUUUUUCCCCAAAACCAAAAAUAAUUUAUUAGUGUGACAACUGUUGAAUAAAUUAUUAUAGGACAAAUUUAGCCAUGUAGUUUACUGUCUUAGCAGAGGCUGCAUCAGCAAACACAAGACUUGGGAGAAUGAGUGGUAAUUAUGUCAUAGGCUCACAGGGACCCUGCUGUGGGGUAGCAGAGAAGGAAAUGACGGAGGAAAGGUGAGAAUUAAGUACUGGAGAGACAGACAGGGGGAGAGCGAGAGAAAUGAGUAUCUGGUCAAGAAAAAGGCAACAGGACUUAGUGCAAUCAGAAUUGACCUUUUUUUUUUUUUUUUUUCCUUUUCCUCUCCCACUUAUGAGGGAUGAGGAUAUACUAUAUUUCUCUUUCUGUGCCUGGUUUAUUUCACUUAACAUAAUUUUCUCCAAGUUCACCCAUGUUGCUGCAAAUGGCAGAAUUUCAUUCCUUUUUAUGGCAGAGUAGUAUUCCAUUGUAUAUAUACACCACAUGUCCUUAUCCAGUCGUCCAUCAGUGGACAUUUAGGGUGAUUCAAACCUAUUGUAAACAGGGUUGUGAGAAACAUGGGAGUGCAUUAUCCCUUCAACAGAACAGUCCACCCUGCAGAUUUGGAUGUGCCAGCCUCCAUAAUCUCAUGAUCCAAUUCCUUUAAAUAAAUCUCUCUAUAUAUGUACAUCCUAUUCAUUCAGUUUCUCUGGAGACCCCUAACUAAUAUAGGUGUAUGUAUUAGCAAGAAAUGGAGAUACAUUGUCUAUAAAUCCUUGAAGUUAGAUAAGAAAUCAUUCUAUGACAUCAUAUUACACAAUAAUAAGAACUAUGGACUUCACAUAGUAAGCAGUGAUAAAGUUUUGAAGAUUUUUAUGGAAGAGAGGGAAAAUGGCAUAAACUAUAGUUUGGUUACCCCAAAACCCAUAAUAGCCACCUUCUCCCUUGACUACUGUUAAGGCUAAAAAGUCAAAGUACCCAAUUUCUCAGCUUCCUUUGCAACUACUCAAACGUGCCUGAGAAGAGAUUCUUCUCAUGAAAAGAAGAUAAAAGUUAAAGUCUUCCUGAGACUUUUUUGUCUUUUUUGUCCUCUCCACCCUCAACCUUUUUCCUUCCUGGAAUGUCGAAGUAGGACCUGGAGGUGCAGCAGCCAUCUUGCAUUUGUGCAGCAACUAGCAUGAGGUUGAAGACCUACAUACUAAGGAUGCAGAGAAGAAAGAUGGAAAGAAACAGGGAUCCUAGAAGCAAUUUGAAGCCACCGUACUUACCCCAGACUAUAUAAUGCAUGAGCCAAAUAAAACCCUAUUUCUUUAA
This is a messenger RNA of Cynocephalus volans (Philippine flying lemur), 8546 nucleotides long. It is a transcript of the gene KYAT3, whose product is annotated as kynurenine aminotransferase 3. Gene Ontology annotation, biological process: biosynthetic process. Gene Ontology annotation, molecular function: L-kynurenine:2-oxoglutarate transaminase activity; pyridoxal phosphate binding. Gene Ontology annotation, cellular component: mitochondrion; cytoplasm. The coding region runs from base 413 to 1882 and encodes 489 amino acids. The record is from RefSeq and is a predicted model, not a curated record. Lineage: Eukaryota; Metazoa; Chordata; Mammalia; Dermoptera; Cynocephalidae. The transcript has 16 exons.